AUGGUGCGCGAAGCGGCCGAGAUGAACGCUCUGGAGGGCCAGCAGCCCCUCAGCGCUCGCGACCUGCUGGACGCGGCGGCCGCCUUCUGCGACAACCGGAGCCUCUUCCCGACCUCUCAGGCGCCGAGAGCCCCGCAGCACGGCGGCUACGGCCGGGGGGACUCGGGCGGCGGCGGCGGCCCUUACCUCUAUUCGUACUCGGCGCUGAUCGCCAUGGCCAUCCAGAGCGCGCCGGCCAAGAGGCUCACCCUGAGCCAGAUCUAUCAGUACGUGGCGGGCAACUUCCCCUUCUACAAGAAGAGCAAGGCCGGCUGGCAGAACUCCAUCCGCCACAACCUCUCCCUCAACGACUGCUUCAAGAAGGUGCCGAGGCUCGAGGACGACCCAGGUAAAGGGAAUUACUGGACCCUGGAUCCAAACUGUGAGAAGAUGUUUGAUAACGGCAACUUCAGAAGGAAGAGGAAAAGACGAUCUGAUGCAGCUAGUGGGCCUGGAGCCCAUAACAAAAUGGAGGGCAAAAGCAGCAGUCGCCUUGUUCAGGAAGCCACCAAACCUCACAGCUUGGGCUCUGGUGAGCUGCAGUGCUCUCCAAGAUCUAGGAAUGACUGCAAAUCCCCCAGCCUGGACUCUAGCCAUUGUUUCUCCACAUUUGUCUCGACCAUGAACAUUGUGGCCCAUGGCCGGAAUGGUGUCCCUAGACAGCUUUCUGGUGGGCCAGUAUCUGAAUUCACACCUGGGAGACAGAAUGAGCCCAAUUUGAACUCCUGCUCUCCUUCUAAUGGCAACCCAGCUUCAGCAUUUGAACUCAGUUCUCAGUCCCACUCCAGGAUGAAUUACUAUGCAGGUGCUGGUGGGCAGUCGAGCUGGCUCAACAGUCCUGUCCUGAGCACAUUUAGUGUGAACAAUCUGAUUUAUAGCAGAGAAGGGACAGAAGUUUAAAGUGAUGCUGAAAAGCUAGUGUUCCACAUUAGCCCUGCAAGCAACUUUUGUUGAGUGCCUAGUCAUGUUGCCUUAUAUAGGUGGCUUUC
Python bivittatus (Burmese python) is the source of this 1028-nucleotide messenger RNA. NCBI's taxonomy places the organism in Eukaryota, Metazoa, Chordata, Lepidosauria, Squamata, Pythonidae. The record is from RefSeq and is a predicted model, not a curated record.